UGUGUGUGUGUGUGUGAGUGUGUGUGUGUGUGUUUUUUAUGGUGAUCCAAUGGCCGAGACAACGCCGGAGACUCGCCCGUUUAAAGACUCUCCGUUCUCCAUCAAAAAUCUUCUGAACUGCGAAAGCAAACCCACUCUGAUCAAACCCAAAGCCAUGAUGAACUCCACCAGAGGACUGCUGGAGCACGGCUUCUCUCUGGCGCGCGCAGGGGACUUGAGUUUUCCCCGGUUUGAGUUGCCGGUGCAGAGGUUCGGAUUAGCGGCUCACUGGUGGUACCCGUACGGACACUUACACAGAACUGCAGUGUCGGAGAGGCCGGUGGUUAGAGACUUGUCCCCAGCGUCUGGUACAGACAGAGACUCACCGGAGCCGCGGCUCGCGUUAGACCCGGACGCCAAAGAGGACGAGGAGAGCAAAAGCGUGGACGAGAUCCUGCUGGAGGAGAGCGACACGGACGAGCCGAAGCGCGACGACGCGCCGGAAGCGGCGGGCGCGGCGGCGGAGAGCGCGGACAAGCGACCGCCGUGCCGCAAGAAGAAGACGCGCACGGUGUUCUCGCGCAGCCAGGUGUUCCAGCUCGAGUCCACGUUUGACGCCAAGCGGUACCUGAGCAGCGCCGAGCGCGCGUGCCUGGCCUCCAGCCUGCAGCUCACCGAGACCCAGGUGAAGAUCUGGUUCCAGAACCGGCGCAAUAAGUGGAAGCGGCAGCUGGCGGCAGAGCUCGAGGCGGCCAGUCUGAGUCACACGGCCGCGCGCCGCAUGGUCCCGGUCCCAGUGCUCUACCGCGAGGGCUCGGCCGGAGACACCGCGAGCGCCGCGUCCGGCCACGCCACAGCCGCACAGCCUCUCCUCACCUUCCCACAUCCGGUCUAUUACCCACAUCCGGUGGUCGCCGCCGUGCCGCUGCUCAGACCCGUAUGAACUCCUGCGCUCCUCACCUACCACCCACUGCCUACAUUAAUGAACACUUUAUAACGCGGCACCGUCAUCUAAUGUUUCUAAUGAUAUAUCAUAAAGAAAUGAGGGACGGGGAAACAAACUCUUGUAUUGCUGAAUUUUAAAAA
This is a messenger RNA of Clarias gariepinus (North African catfish), 1065 nucleotides long. RefSeq names its product H6 family homeobox 3b (gene hmx3b). Gene Ontology annotation, biological process: regulation of transcription by RNA polymerase II. The transcript is spliced from 2 exons. The record is from RefSeq and is a predicted model, not a curated record. The coding region runs from base 50 to 922 and encodes 290 amino acids. Gene Ontology annotation, cellular component: nucleus. Gene Ontology annotation, molecular function: RNA polymerase II transcription regulatory region sequence-specific DNA binding; DNA-binding transcription factor activity, RNA polymerase II-specific. NCBI's taxonomy places the organism in Eukaryota, Metazoa, Chordata, Actinopteri, Siluriformes, Clariidae.